AUGAUAUUCGUCUACCUGUCCUUCCUGGCCGUCGAUAUCUACACAACCAAUUUUCUAGCGACGUCUGAGACCACCUCCGAGACGAUCCAAGCGAACUUGUUUCUUCUCUUCGACGGAUUCGUGAUACUGAUGAUGUACGCCCUUUCGUACACAAGAUUCAUCCUGCUCCAGAAGUUGACCGCAGUUACGCGGGUGUUGUCCCAGGAGGAUUUCAACGAUAUGGCGAAGCUUUUCCACACGAAAGACAUCUUUGGUAUCGUGUUGUUGCUUGUGCAUAUACCGAAUUGUUACAAGGGGAUCACGCUCAGCACGUUACAAUGCAUGACUACUCUGUACAUAGUGAUGGUGCAUUACGCGUUGGACAUGUUCUACAUGAACUGUGUUUGUUUAUUGAGAGCCUGUUUCAAACGUAUCAACGAAGAUCUGAAUGAGCUGAACAAACCGUUGGUUAACCUUCAUUCGAGUGCGUCACGGGUAGAGCAGAAACAUGGCAAGAGCCUUUUAUUAUUGAUGAAGUUGAAACACUUAGAAGAUUUGCAUCUGCAGAUCAGUGACGUUGUCGAGAUAUUGAAUAAAACGUUUCUCGCGCGUAUCGUCGUCAUGACAGUCUCCACGUUUACUGUUGUCACAUUUAACGUAUACUUCUAUCUCCUCUGGAGCGGUGGCGGAUUUGCAUCGAGUCUGGGGCAACAGUUUUGGUACAUUCGGUAUGUUUCAGCCGCGUUGUACUAUUUAUUGAAAUUCUCGCUCGUGAUUUGGGCCUGCCAGACCGCGACGAAUCAGGCCAAGGAGAUCGGCACCACCAUUCACGAUGUUCUUAGCAAGUGCACCGACGGUACUCUGAAGCGUGAGUUGAGAUUAUUCUCUUUGCAAGUGUUACAUCGGGAUAAUACGUUCUCCGCAAGGGCAGUCAUUAUGAACACGAAGCUUCUAGCGCAGAUAAUAGGCGGUAUUUUGAUGUAUAUCAUGAUACUGCUUCAAUUCUUCCUGAACUCCGUAGUCUGUAAACUGAAGUAUGAUUAA
Messenger RNA from Dufourea novaeangliae, 1023 nucleotides. RefSeq lists its product as uncharacterized. Gene Ontology annotation, biological process: sensory perception of taste. The record is from RefSeq and is a predicted model, not a curated record. NCBI's taxonomy places the organism in Eukaryota, Metazoa, Arthropoda, Insecta, Hymenoptera, Halictidae. Bases 1 to 1023 code for a protein of 340 amino acids. Gene Ontology annotation, cellular component: membrane; axon; neuronal cell body. The transcript is spliced from 3 exons.